AUGGAAUCUCAAGGCCAGAAAACCACAAUAACAACCGGAAACACUCAACCUCAAUCAAUGACAGAAGGUUCUCUAAUUACUAACCAACCCAUUAUCAUUGACCUUGACCCUGAACCCUCCUCAACCGAAAUAACCGUCAUUGAUUUGGAAGCAGAGGAUGAUAGUAAUAAUAUGGAUAUUGUUCAAAGUCAACUUUCACAACCACAGCAACCUAAUAAUUUAAUUUCAAUGUCAAUGUCAAUUACACAAAAUGAAAAAGAUGAUCAAAAUGCAUUUUCGUAUACUCCGGAAGCGCAGCAUACUGUGUCACCCCGUGUUUUUCCGAAUUAUAUACCGUCUAAAUCGACUACACCAACUCCAUCGACGCCAACAAAUACUUCGAGAGUUGAAAACUUGAGUAUUACUGAUAAUAGUAAUAAUAGUACCCCUGAGCAACUAAAAACUGUACCGGGAGAAAAGAGACAUGUUCAAGUAGCCCGAUCAUAUGAAAAUAUAGCGAAGAAACAAAAUUGGGUGAAUGCUAAUGGGUUAUUCUUUCCGAUCAGUGUUGAUUCAUUAUGUAGUUUCAUAAGACAUAAAGCGGAUACAAGUACCAUAAAGAGUAUAGAUUGGUACGUUGGGGCGCUAAAAAAGUAUCAUAUCACUGAAUUAGGCAUUAAAGAUUGGGAUGAUGUUCGUAAACAUCCAAAAGUAAGAAGUGUUUUAGCAGAAAUUGAGGAAGAAGCUUCAGCCAAAGUCAGGAAAGAUAGAACUCAUGGCGAAGCAGAUAUGUCGGUUGGAAAUAAAGGCAAGCAAAGCAUCGUCUCUAAUGAUGCUAAUGCCUCAAUAUUAAGCCCUGCUCGCUCUGCACAUAAUUAUCCGUCUAUUUAUUCAUCACCUAUUGGGUCUUCCGUCCGCGGCUCUGGUUCAAAAAAUGUACAACGGUUAGAUCCUACGAAUCGACCUGCAGAAGCAAUCUUAGCAAUGCUGGGUGUAAUGGAUUCUGCUGAUGAAGAUACAGAAAAGAUGUCUAAAUCAAAGUCUCCGAAUAACGUCAUAAAUCUUGAACGAAGAAAGCGAGAUCUGGAAAUGAACAUGCCACAUGUAGAUCCCGAUGAACCGGAGAGCUUCAAAUUUCGAUACGACUAUGCUAUUGCAAUACUGAAAUCCAAAUAUACCGGUCAAUGUAGCUUACAUCCAAAAGGUUGUUUUGAGGUGCAACCGAAUUUCCAUUUGGAAUUGGAUGAAAACAUGUUUCGACAUUGGGCGUCAUUAAUAGCUUCUGGUGAUGAUGUCACAGAAGAGAAGUUACCCGAGUUUCUAGAGAUGCCAGAAUUCCAUCCACAAACAGUCGAAUUAAAAGAUGAACAAGUGUAA
Messenger RNA from Ambispora gerdemannii, 1356 nucleotides. NCBI's taxonomy places the organism in Eukaryota, Fungi, Glomeromycota, Glomeromycetes, Archaeosporales, Ambisporaceae. The record is from the annotation of a GenBank genome assembly.